AAAAGAAGUGCUGAGAUCUUGUCUACUGCUGAGUGGAGAACUGGCAGCUCGCGGGCGUGAGAGGCGUAGUAAGAUUAAAGGAAGGAGAAAGCGAUCGAACAACAAAAUAGAAAAUAAUAACACUCAAAGAGCGAUCCUUGUCUUUCGGAGAGUAUACAUUGGAGGCGAGCGAACGAGAAAGAGAGAAAGAAACUUGCUGACAUCACGUGAGACAGGAUCUACCAAAUAUAUGUUAUAACCACUUAAAUAUACUCUGUCUCUCGCCCUCGCUCUGUCUUUCUUUGAUAGACCAGAUGCGCAUUCGCUUGCCUGCAUACAAAACCGUCUAGAUCAUCAUGAAGUUGCCUAUCCUGGUUAUGGUCGCUUCUUUGCUGACCAGUGCAGUGCUAGCCGUGUUCAUUUUCAUGAAGAAGAAAGAGAUGAUCCUCGUUUCCAAGAAGUCCUCCUUCCUGGACAUAAAGGUCCGGGUGACUCAGGACGUGCUGGGAGAGUAUCAAGCUGAUGUGGACAAACUGCAGAAGCAGCUGGAUGAUAGCAGCAGUCUGGUAGCAGAGCUGAAAACGCAGCUGGGGGCCAAUGAAGCAGAGGCUAAGAAGCUGAAGACUGCAGCCGAGGCCUGCCAGGGAGAGAAGAAAAAGAUGAAUGAUGAAAUAACAAGCAUUGAUGGAGAGCAGAAAAAUGUUAAGGCUCAGUUUGACAAGGAAAAGGAAGCCUGGACCAAGGAGACCGGUGACCUCAAGCAACAGAUGGCACAGAAGAGCAAAGUGUGUGCCUUUGUGAAGAAAGAUUCGCAAGAGGGCAAUAAACUGUGUGGGAAUGAAAUCCCGGAGGCCGAAAAGCCAGCGCCCGAAAAGCCUGCCCCCGAAAAGGCAGCCCCCGAAAAGGCAGAGGCGCCAAAGGCAGAGGCGCCAAAGGCAGAGGCCCCAAAGGCAGAGGCCCCAAAGGCAGAGGCAGGAAAACAGAAGUGAACACCCAGCUGCUUCAAAAAGCUCAGGCAGAGAAAGAGAUGGAGCAGGGAGAAAGCAAGACAAACCAAAGAUAAAAUGGAUGAAGACCUGCAGCUGGUUCUUUGUAUCUGUUUUAUUUGUUCCAGCUGUGUUUCUCUUCACCACCAUCUCUUCACCCCCCACCACCACUUUAUGUUGAUGGCUGCCCCAAAACUUAAGUUUUUUUUUAUGGAUUAAAGGCAUUGAAAAGUGAAAAGUAAAACUUACAAUUACAGUUACUAUAGCUGUUGGUGAUCACUGAAUAUUAAUAUUUUCAAAAUGUGAAAUAUUCCCUUUAAGGAUAUCAUUUCUAUCUCGUACCUUCUCCCUUGCUUGUGUGUGUAUUUCUGCAUUUUGUGUGUAUUUUUUUUUUUUUGGGGUAUGUAUGGAUUGAAAUUGAGUCCUGUCACCCUGUACCCCUCUCCUGUCAUUAACCUUGCCUGGGACUGUGUGUAUCUCUGACCCCCCCUUAGGGUCUGUCCCUGUAAUACAUCUGUGUAUGUCUGUUCAUUCGCAUUGACCAUUUGGAAAUGCUGCAUCCCAUCGCUCCCCAUCUCAUCAUCACAGGGUCACCUUGUGAUGGGCGUUCCGUUGCCCUAGCAGCCAUCCCGGAAACCACAUGUCCAAUCAAAAGCCUCUGACAAGAGACAGGAGACCCAAUGAGCAGCUUAAACACAGAACUUGAUUAAAUAAACUUGGUUUCAUAGGCCAGUUGUGUGAUUACAUGUAUUUACAAUUAACAGCAUGCAAAUACUUUUCUACAACUGACUAACUCAUACGCUCAGUAAUAGAAAGGCCAAAGGUCUUAAUUAAAGACACAGAAAUGACAAUGACGAUGAUAGACAGCAAUCAUACAUCUGUGCAGAAAAUCAGAUUUUA
Megalops cyprinoides (Indo-Pacific tarpon) is the source of this 1865-nucleotide messenger RNA. RefSeq lists its product as uncharacterized. The transcript has 5 exons. Bases 336 to 968 code for a protein of 210 amino acids. NCBI's taxonomy places the organism in Eukaryota, Metazoa, Chordata, Actinopteri, Elopiformes, Megalopidae. The record is from RefSeq and is a predicted model, not a curated record.